AUGUGGCAAACAACACUGGUUCCCAGCGUCCUUGCGCUGCUCGAAUUCGUCCCGUUAAGCUCUGCAGCCACCUUCCCGGCCCAGGUACAGCUCAAGCGCAAUGAUGGUGACACCCAACAGGCGGUCUCCCGCCGCGGAUUUCCAGUCCCGAAUCCUACGGAAUCCUAUUGGCAAUCGCCCCCUCACCGCAUCGCCAACCACCGCACUACACCAGAACUCCCCGACCCUUCUACCACUCUGGACUAUAUUAUUAUCGGCUCCGGGGUAACGGGCGCUGCCACCGCUCACAAACUCCUGCUUCGAGACCCCUCGCUUUCCAUCCUCAUGCUCGAGGCAAGGACGGCGGCGUCGGCGGCGUCGGGUCGGAACGGCGGCCAUUGUAGACCUUCGUCUUACAGCAACAUCCAGACAUGGGUAGACAAGUACGGCGAGGACGAGGCGGUCAAACUGGCCAAGAUGGAGCAGGACUGCGUCAACGAUGUGGCCCAGUUCGUAAAGGAAUACGGCGCCAACAGCACUUUCCGCGAGGUUGAAACUGGCACCGUCUACUGGACGAAAGAGGCCUUUGACACGGCUGUUAAGCAAGUCGAGUAUCAGCAGCAGCUGGAGGCGAGGAGGCCCAAUGAAGUGCCCGACAACAAGCGUACCAUCUACAAGGGCGAAGAGGCGCGCACGUACUGGGGCUGGUCGGAAAUCCUGGGCGCAAUUACGUUCAAAGCCGCCACGCAGAACCCAUACCUUACCGUCUGCCAUAUUCUUGAAGUCGCGUUGGAGAAGGGCCUAAACCUCCAAACCAACACCACGGCGCUAUCGCUCGAGCAGAUCCCAGCCGGUGUGGACGGCGACGCGAGGUGGCGCGUCGUAACAGACAGGGGCACCGUGAAAGCCGCCAAGGUGGUGCUGGCGACCAACGCAUACACCAACGCCCUGCACCCCGGGUUCGCAAAGACCAACUUCCUCCUCCCUACACGCAGCCAGGUCUCGGCGGUGCACCCGGAGGCGUGGGACGCCUCGAACCCCGUCUUCCACCGAAGCACGACGUACCCGGACCUGCACAGCGGCAACAACUACAUCGUGGUGAGGGCGCCUGGCGACCCGGGCGAGGGCGACGUCAUCUACGGCGGGUCGCGGCAGGUCUCGGGCCCGCUGCAGGAGAACAACGUGACGGACGACUCGGUCGUGCACGAUUUUAUAAAAUCGAACCUGCAGCGCGUCGGGCGCGUCGCCUACGGCUACAAGAACUGGGGCGAGACGACGCGCCUGGUCAAGGAUUGGUCGGGAAUCACGUGCGACACGCCCGAUGGGCUCCCGCUCGUCGGAGCUGUGCCCGAGGAGGAAGGCCUCUGGGCUGCCGUUUGCAUGAACGGCCACGGCAUGGCGUGGGCGUACCGGAGCGCCGAGGCCCUGGUGCAGAUGAUGGAGAGCGGUGUUGGGGAGGAGGGGGCGCCUGAGUGGUUCCCCAAGGAGGCGUUCAGGGCAAGCAGGGCGUGGGAGUUACCUGGAUGGGAGCCUAACUGGCCUAGGGAUUAG
Messenger RNA from Pyricularia grisea, 1530 nucleotides. RefSeq lists its product as uncharacterized. The transcript has a single exon. The record is from RefSeq and is a predicted model, not a curated record. Gene Ontology annotation, molecular function: oxidoreductase activity. Gene Ontology annotation, cellular component: cytoplasm. Lineage: Eukaryota; Fungi; Ascomycota; Sordariomycetes; Magnaporthales; Pyriculariaceae. The coding region runs from base 1 to 1530 and encodes 509 amino acids.